AUAAAGUGGUACCACUGACUGCCACUUUCACUGUCUCCGUUUGGCUUCUCUGAUCAUCGAUUUGUGUCGAUCGCUCAGGUGUUGGGGAACGAGCAACACCUCCCAGCGUCUGUACCCUCACAGGUGAUAAUUAGUCCACCUGUCACAUCACCAGCGAAGAAGAAACGGUAUUUGACCUAUGCCAAACUUUCUCCUGUUUUCUCUUCGACAGGUGAGAGAGAAUACUGGUCCCGUGUAUGCUGAUCGCAGCCUGGGUGUACGAUGUAGUCUGCCGCUUCGUAUUGUGACACCACCCUUACCAUCACCGUGUCACCAUGGCGACAGGAACAGCAUGCCAGUCAGCUUCAUAGGGAAUCGGUAACAUGAUAUAAUUUACAUCAUCUGCAUAAUAAGUGCCUUGACAUGCGCACUUGAGCCCUGCCUUAUUAAUGAUAGAUUGGCUUAAAGAGAAUACCUGCCCGAUACGUGGCUGGGAUCGGAAGAAUUGGCAGCCAGCAAGACCUUAGGAAAUACAAGCCAAAAGAGCCCAUGUGCAUUCCGAACUGACUUCAAACAUGGAUACCUGUCCUGUCACCUCGCCAGGUGUGGCGACGCGUCGCUGACAUACCUGAGCUUCUGUCUAUACGAGAACUAAAGUGUUCCUUUUAGCAUCAUGCCUGGGGCUAGGAGAGGGCUUGUGGCCCCCCAGAACACAUUCCUUGAAAACAUCAUCCGACGAUCCAAUGGCCAACACAGCAGCUUCAUUCUGGCCAACGCUCGUAUCGUGGAGUACCCCAUCGUCUAUUGCAAUGACGGCUUCUGUAAGCUUGCCGGCUACAACCGAGCGGAGGUUAUGCAGAAGAGCAGCACAUGCAGUUUCAUGUAUGGUGAGCUGACCGACAAGGAGACGAUCCAUGGCUUGGAGGAUGCGUUUGAGACGAUGGAACAGGAACAGGUCGAGAUACUGCUCUACAAGAAAAACAGGACUCCACUAUGGCUCCUCCUGCACGUGGCGCCCAUCAAGAACGAGAAGGACCAAGUCGUGCUAUUCAUGUGCUCCUUCAAGGACAUCACUGCACUCAAACAACCAAUCGACGACGAAGGAGGCAAAGCUGGUUUGAGCAAGUUCGCCCGCCUUGCACGGUCUGUGACGCGGAACCGGUCCACCCUGCUUCAGUUCUCAUCGCAUAUGCCAAAUACAAAGUUUGACAACUCAAAGCCGUCACAAAUUGCUAACAUGAUGAACUUGAACACGGACGUCCUGCCUCAGUACCGCCUGGAGGCGCCCAAGACCCCUCCCCACAUCAUCCUUCAUUACUGUGUGUUCAAGACAAUCUGGGACUGGAUCAUCCUCGUCCUCACCUUCUACACCGCCAUCAUGGUCCCUUAUAACGCCGCAUUCAAGAUCAAGACAAUGGACCAGCUGCCCCUCCUCGUCAUCGACAGCAUGGUAGACGUCGUGUUCUUCGUCGACAUCGUUUUGAACUUUCACACCACAUUUGUGGGGCCGAGUGGCGAGGUGAUAUCGGAUCCUAAGAUCAUACGAAUGAACUAUUUAAAGAGUUGGUUCGUGAUUGACCUACUCUCCUGUUUACCGUAUGACGUCUUCAAUGCGUUUCAGUAUGUUGACGAUGGUAUCAGUACCUUGUUCAGCGCCCUCAAAGUGGUUCGUCUACUCCGAUUGGGACGAGUAGUCAGGAAGCUGGAUCAUUACUUGGAGUACGGGGCCGCCAUGUUGGUUCUCCUCAUCCUCGUCUUCAUACUCUUCGCCCAUUGGUUCGCGUGCAGCUGGUACUCCAUAGGCAACGCCGAACUGCUAAGUAACGUGGAAUAUGGUUGGCUGCCCAUCUUGGCCAAACUGACGAAGUCGCCAUUCAUCAGAUCCAACACAUCCUCCGUUGACGAGCUAGAAGGCGGGCCGGAUAAAAGCAUGCGUUAUCUGACCUCCCUGUACUUCUCACUGUCCUGCAUGACCGGCGUCGGCUUUGGCAACGUCGCUGCCAACACCGCAAGUGAAAAACUCUUCUCCGUCUUCAUGAUGAUCAUUGGAUCGCUUCUUUACGCCACGAUCUUCAGCAACGUGACGACGAUAUUCCAGCAGUUCUACGCCAGCUUCGCGCGCUACCACGACAUGCUCAACAGCGUCCGGGAGUUCAUGAAGCUGCACGACGUCCCCAAGGCUCUCAGUGAACGCGUCAUGGACUACAUCGUCUCCACCUGGGCCAUCACGAAAGGCAUCGACGCUGCGAAGGUUCUAAACUAUUGCCCCAAGGACAUGAAGGCUGACCUCUGUGUCCACUUGAACCGGAAGGUCUUCCUCGAACAUCCUGCAUUCCGAUUGGCUAGUGAUGGGUGUCUGCGCGCUCUCGCCAUGCACUUCAACAUGACACACAGUGCACCCGGUGACCUCAUCUUCCACCAGGGAGAGAGUCUCGAUGCCCUGUGUUUUGUCGUGUCCGGGUCGCUUGAGGUUAUUCAGGACGAGGAGGUGGUUGCAAUACUCAGUAAAGGCGACGUGUUCGGGGAUAACUUUUGGAAGGAGCAGACGAUUGGUCAGUCAACUGCCAAUGUUCGUGCGUUGACCUAUUGUGACCUCCAUUCCAUCAAACGAGAUCGUCUGCUGGAGGUUCUAGAGUUCUACCAUGCCUUCGCCAACUCCUUCGCCCGUAACCUCACCCUCACGUACAACCUCCGGCACAGGUUAAUUUUCCGGAAGGUCGCAGAUGUAAAAAAAGAACGAGAACUCGCCGAGAAGAGAAAGAACGACCCACCUCUUGAUCUUGCAAACGACCACCCAGUGCGCAAACUCAUAUCUCGCUUCCGUAAAAUUAGUGACGCACGCACUCAACAGGUCGGAAUCGACGUGGAGAAAGGACAACAAAAUGGCGGCCAAGCGCUGAACAAUGGCGAGAGACCAAAGAGUGGUACUAGAGUCAUUAAUGUCUCCGAGAGCACCGCCACGCCAGCUGUCCCCAAACUUGGAGGAGGUUCAUCCAAAUGGGGCAAGUUCCUGGGUGGGAUGGGUGGAGGAGGAAAGGGACAAGACCCUUCACCCGACAACAACCAAAACAGAAUCCAAAUGACUGAAAUUCCCCCCAAGACUGACAAUCGUGCAAAUGAUGCCCCCAAGGCCGCUGUUAAACCUCUGUCCAAGUGGGGCAAGUUUCUUAGCAAGCAACAAGAACCGAUUGUCGAAUCCCCCGAAGAGGAGGUAAAGACUAACCUGAAAAAGACCGAUUCUACUGAUAGUGGAAUUCUUCGAAGUAACAACUGUCUUGAUCAGAUUGGUGAAGAACCUGUUCGGAGCGGCGAGCAGACCAACAGAACCAGUAUAAAUUCCUUGGGGGGACUGUCUGCAGCUGAACAGCAUAUGAUGACGUCACUGUAUGACAUACGGCUUGAGAUUAAAGAGGAGAUGGACUCUCUGAAUUUCAAGAUGAACAGAAUUGAUGAACAAAUUAGUGAAAUUCUAAGAUUUUUUUCGCCUACAUCCACCCCUUGUUCGUCGUUAAUCUCCACAUACCCUAGCUCAAAAUUCAACUCCCCGCAAAACAUGACAACGUCAAACAGUGUCGAACAUUCUCCAAAACACUCUGCUUCUUCAUCCCCGGGUCAUUUCCGGGAAAACGCAGAUGGGAAAUCCAGUUUAGCUGGCUCUUCAGCUUCCGGUGAUUCCAGUCCUCGCCGGAAGUCAAGUCCAGAUCCGUACGUAACUACGACUCAGCCUCACAACACCAGUCGAAGGUCGAGCAAGGCCUCAAGCGGAAGUGUAGUGAGCGUCGGAAGCGGAAGUAGUAAGGCUUCUGGGAAGAGGAAGACAUCAGAUCAGCAGCAAGUGAGCUCGUUGGCCAGUCAGACCCAAGGGUUGCCGGAAGAUGACGAGCAUGUGCAUAUCAAAGAUCGUGACCUUGACAUUUUAUGAAACGUUACCGCAACUUGAUGUAUAUAUCACGGGAGAUUAGUACCCUUAGAAUGGAAUUUUUACGGUUCCAGUUUUUCAAGGAUAUCUGUGUUAAUUCAUUUUCCGUCCUUGUGAAUCAAGGUUAAGCAGCAUGCCCCUUGAGAUGAAAGUCGACUUUAGUCGCGUGAGAUACCGUUUCUGUGGCUGACCCCAAACACCAGUGCCACACAUUCAGAUGACCAAAGCAGUUGUCUCUCUUUGACGCCACUCUACACAGUUGCGAUUUUUGGUGCAUGACACAUUCCGUUGGUGUGUCUUAUCCCAUCUGUUGUUAUGGUGACGUGUUUUGAAGGACUGAGGACACAGGUUGUGAUAAAGGCUGGAUGCAAGUGAAGCUAUUGCUAAAGGACUGAAUGUGAUGUUUUCGCAACUACCCUGUGAUGUGAUUGGUUGAUGGAACCCUUCCACCAAUCUUCUCUGUAGAACCCGUUUGCUUCUUUGGAGUAAACAGAUGCAACGUGUUAAUCUACGAACUAUUGUUUAGGAUGUGCCUUUGAUAGGUGCUCCAAAGUUCAAAUAUAUUAUUUUCUACAGAAACAAACAUUAUUGUUGAAAUGUGCAAGCCACAUUGCAUUUGUUGGCUGUUAAUAUUGUAUUGACUUCUUGAGAGGUUGUGAUAUCACGUGACCGAUAGGUCAAAGGUCGGUGAAAGGACAAUUGGAGGGUUCGUCUCAAGACGUAUAGGGCAAUCAAGCUAUUAUUUCAUUUAUAGAAAUGACGCCGGCCAAGCUUACCUAAACACACACACUGCCUGCUAUUAUAUAUGAGAUGUUCACACAAUCGUUCCUGAAUUCAUUUUGUAUCAAAACCAACUGGACUCGAUGGACAAUGUUUACAUUGUGCGACUUCCAGGAAAUGAGACCAUUAGACAUGGUAUACCUUCUCUAACACAUACAGAGUUAAGCUUCAUAAACACAUAUUCACAUAAUUAACAUCGUGACAGUGCUAGCUGCAGUUGCCAUUCGCUACUUACAAAGUACAAUCGAUCACGCUCGAGGGUACUGUUUUGCAAGGCUCUUAAUUGUCGAGAUGUCAACGGCCUUUCGCAAGGCAGAUUGGAAAACAGUAAACAGUAUCUUGAGUUAGUAAUUAACUAACCAUAUCAUAUAUAUAGUAUGUUUGUUGGUGCUGGGUUGAGAUGGAGUACUGAGACUUUUCUCAGAAACACACAUUUCUCCAAUCCAAACACGAAUUCAAAAUAAUUAAAACACCUAAAAUAUGUUACAAUUUGAAAAAAAAUAAUUCUACAGAUACAUUUUGAAACUUUCUGUGGGACUUCAUUCAUCAAAGGAUACUUGCCUUCGUCUUCAUAUUCGCCCACCAAGUAAUUCUGACAGAAAAUACUCUAAAUACCAUACUCUCUCUGUCCUCUUUACCCUUGUCUGGUGGCAGUACCUUCUUAACCAUUUAGCCUUUCAGUUAUCCCGCAAUAUGUCUGACAGUGAGGACUCGCGAAGCCAUUCUUACCUAAUCUCGAACCCAUUGCGUUAGAGCUAUCUAAACAAUUCAGAAAUACUCUCCCCUUUUAACAUUUGAGCUAAUCAAACAGGCAAUUUUACUAUCUGCCAAAGCCAUUUGGACGUUAAGUGCUGUCAAAACCUACCAUACUCGCAGUAGUGACAGUACCCUUUCAAAAAUUCAGAUAGAUAGAUAGAUGCAUGGAGGUUUCGGGAUCUUUUCUUCUCAAAAGACCAAAGUAAACAUCAUAUUAUUGAACGUAAACAUAUGAAUGUAAAAUCAUAUUGAUUCUAAAUUCACUUUCGUGCAAACAUUCUGUAGGUAUGUAAAUGCUGGUCAAUGGGUUGUAUGGUUCGGCAAAUGCAUCAUUGUGAAAAGUUGAUCAGAAAGAUUCGGCUGUGGUACUGGCGAUAAGACCACCUGUCCCACGGGCCUGCUUUAAGGGCUCUCUUAACCUUCUAGACAGAUAUUUUUCCUAAAGCAUUUUUAUGGUCUAUGAACCAGUAAAACCUCUGGAAGUUACUGCUGUCUAAAACUAUUUUCAUUAUUCUGAAUACCUUUACAUACAGUCUUUACUCUUUGAAUAAUUCUGAGUCAUCUCAUUUUAAACAAUUGGUAUUUUGUCGAAUGGUCUCCAAAUUCUGAGUGCAACAACCUUUAAUUCGUCCAACGUUUUUGGAGUGUAGCAGUACAGGUGUGAAAUGAGAACUGCAUCUAGUAUUUGCCUUUUAACAUGAAGCUUUAACAAGUGGCUAGUUCACUCUUCACGGUCACACUUAAAGAAUCACCUUCACUUUCCCACAUCAUAUUGUCACAUUACCUUUUAUCAUCUACUAUCCAAACUUGAACACCAUGUAUAUAUUUACUACAUGUCGGUCAAAAUAAUCAUGUUUAUCUAAAACUUGUUUUUUACAAUAUUUCACCAGAAACCACCGAUUCUUACCUCUUCUUUAAACAUUCCACAAACGACACUUUCAAGCACUUCUCUAUCUACACACAUGCAAAUGCAGUUUUUUUAUUGCUAUUGAUUUGUUUGAGACAUUUUAGCUGAUGUCGUUACAUAAGUUAAAUAUUCCAAUAUUUGAUUUUCACUGUGCUUUAUUUGGCCUCUGAAUUACCCGCAGACAUGAUCGUGCUGUGAUAGCUAUUACCAGCACGAACUUGAGACAUGUUUUUUACCUCCACGUGCAAAACUCUUAGAUUCAGCCUUAUAUCUUCAGAGGGUUGUGUAAAUAGAUGCUAGUUUCCCUUGUUUGACUUCAAUCUGUUAUCAAUUACAUAUUGCUCUCAAAAACCAUUUACUUAUGUCUCAUUUUCAUCUUUAAAUAAAUUUUUGAUCUAUU
This is a messenger RNA of Haliotis rubra (blacklip abalone), 6741 nucleotides long. Its product is annotated as potassium voltage-gated channel subfamily H member 1-like. Gene Ontology annotation, molecular function: voltage-gated potassium channel activity. The transcript has 10 exons. Gene Ontology annotation, biological process: regulation of membrane potential; potassium ion transmembrane transport. The coding region runs from base 653 to 3901 and encodes 1082 amino acids. The record is from RefSeq and is a predicted model, not a curated record. NCBI's taxonomy places the organism in Eukaryota, Metazoa, Mollusca, Gastropoda, Lepetellida, Haliotidae. Gene Ontology annotation, cellular component: membrane.